AUGUCUGCCCCAGGCACCAAUACGCCUUCCCCAACCGUGCAGCCCACGGGCCACGGCGUAGGAUCAUCGCCGCAGGGAGGCGUCCCUGCCGUUGCUGCCCGACAUUACGUGGAUUCACCUGUGUCGUCCAACAACGGCCCUCAAACCGCGCCACCCUCGACGUUCUUACUUCCUCCCCAGCACACCGCGAUGUCCAGUCCAGCUUCUCCUCGAAAGCCCGAUCCGGAGAUUAUCGCUGUCCAAUCGGCCCUGACUACGACCCCACCCCAUAGUUUUGCAGCGUCUGUGAUUGACAGUUCGCCGUGCUCGCCCAGGUCGUUUCGUUGGUACGCAGGACGUACUUUGGAUGCGCCGACUUCGGGGUCGGCUUCAUUCGAAGUGGCUCAACGCAGCAACGUUUAUUCAUAUGCGCCGAUUUCCGACAGGGCACGCUACCAUGUACCGUGGCAGUCAGGGUUGCCGACGCUUGACGAGGAGUUUCGGACGGUGUUCAGAUACGAAGACCUGUCCAACAAGGAAAGAAGAGAUUUUCUUAGUCUGUCGGGAGUGGCCUAUCCUGAGCAGCAUACGCAACGAACACAAGCACAGGGUUCGUAUUUGGAGCACUACCCGGUUCCGCCGCCACUUGACGGACACCACUUCGGUGGAGACCCUCUUCUAAGGAGUAGAUUGGCCCCAACCGAUGCACGGUCUUACAUGAGGGAGCAGGGCCACCCGGGUCAUCCACAAAAGUUCUAUCACAAUGACCUCAUGCUGGACAACAUUAUGUCACCAGGAAAGAUUGGAGAAAUCUGCGCAGGCACAGUUCCAACGUAUGUGGACGUUCCGAAUUUCGGACGCAUGCAAGGCCUAUUCGCAAAGCAAGCAGAUGGCACAGUGUACCCGUUGAUCACGUUACCAAAAAUGACACCACAUGAUAUUUUCAAGACGAUUGACAAGAUGCAGGCCCAGAAAAGAAAGUCGCGUCGCCAGCAUCCCUUCUGGACUUUCGUCUGCUGCCAGCGCGUGGAGGCCGAAGAAGAUUAG
This is a messenger RNA of Neospora caninum, 1026 nucleotides long. RefSeq lists its product as hypothetical. NCBI's taxonomy places the organism in Eukaryota, Apicomplexa, Conoidasida, Eucoccidiorida, Sarcocystidae. The record is from RefSeq and is a predicted model, not a curated record. Bases 1 to 1026 code for a protein of 341 amino acids. The transcript has 4 exons.